Messenger RNA from Spinacia oleracea (spinach), 2314 nucleotides. Its product is annotated as F-box/kelch-repeat protein At3g23880-like. Gene Ontology annotation, molecular function: protein binding. The transcript has a single exon. Bases 206 to 1369 code for a protein of 387 amino acids. NCBI's taxonomy places the organism in Eukaryota, Viridiplantae, Streptophyta, Magnoliopsida, Caryophyllales, Amaranthaceae. The record is from RefSeq and is a predicted model, not a curated record.
UUUCUUUGAAGUGAACUUUUGGAAUAUUGGUUUCUUCGCCUAUAAGACUAGUAUUUUUAAAGGAGGCAGCAAACCGUUUGGAUUAUGCUUAGAAUAAUCCUCAAACCCUAAACAAAACAAAAUUUCGAUUAUCGACAGCAAGAGUUUGAAUCCCCAAGCUGAACCAAAUUUGGGCGAAAUUCAAUAUUUGAAGCCGAAUUUGAAAAUGAAGAAUCAACCUACUCAAUCCCUAAUCAUUCCAGACGAUUUGAUCUUCGAGCAUAUUCUACCCAGAUUUCCGGUAAAGUCCCUAAUUGGAUUCAAAUCUGUUUGCAAGACUUGGUAUAAUUUGAUUUCAACAAUUGAAUUCGCUAAAUCUCAACUUCAAUUUUCAUCAUCAUCUCCUAAUUUUAUGAUUAGUACGUUUUGUUCUGGAAGAGACGGUGAAUUAUACUUGUUAUCGUAUGAUGAACACAACGGUAAUCUGAAAGAGUUAGUUCAAUUGGAUACACAAUUUACAAACACCAUGGGAAAAGCGAAUCUUGUAGGUUGUUGUAAUGGGUUGGUAUGUUUGUUUUUUGAUGAUGAUGCAUAUUGUAUUGAAUAUUUCACUGUGUGGAACCCUGCAACCCAUAAACAUCGUAGAAUUAGGCCUCCUUCUCGAGAAAGGUUGUGUAAAUGUGGUUUUGGUUACACAAUCGCCCUCGACGAUUAUAAGAUAGUUGCUGCUUUUUUUUCAUACGGUGGUGAUGAAUCGAGUACCCAGAUUUGGGUAUUCUCGUUGCAAAUAGGGAAGUGGAAGCAGAUUGAUUUUCCAGAAGAUGAUGGUUUCUUUACCGCUGGGGGCAUUUUGAAUGGAUAUUUUGCUGGUAAUUCUCUGUACUGGGCUGUCUACAAAUCAGGAGGUCCUUUCGAGAAACGUAUUGUUUGUUUUGAUUUAGUUUACGAACAGUUGAGAGAAAUCCCAAUCCAUGUGACGGUUUCAUCUUCUAGUUCGUAUCUUGAUUUUAAUUGUUUUGUGAUUAAAGGGUGUUUAUCAUUACAUUUCCGGCGUGGGGAUGAUAAUUCGUAUGAUGUUUGGGUUAUGAAGCAACAGGAUGAUUGUAAUGUCAAUACUUGGGAGAAAUUGUUGUCAAUGUCUUACACAGUUGGGCAUACCGAUACCUACAUUCCCGAUACCUACAUUCUUGCUUUCUCCCCAACUGGUAAGUGUUUGGUUCAACAUAGGCAGCAACUCAAGUUGGUUGAUCCGAGUUUAGAAGAUGUUGAACAUGCCCAAGGUAUUGAUUUUGAUGGUUUUUUGUAUCCAGUAAAAUGGCAUGUUGAGAGUCUCAUCUCACCCAUAUCGCCCUUUAAAACUGUGCAACUAUAUUGGCAUGCUUGGAUAUAAUUAAGUUGCUGCUUUGUUUAGUCCAUUCUAGAAGAUGUUGGAACAUUACAUGUCUAAGGGAACAUGUCUAAGAGAACAUUGAUGAUAUGAACAACACAAAUCAGGCGAAUGAAAGUGUAGUAUCUUUAAUUUUCUAGUUGCUAAUUGUGUUGUGUAGUGGAUAUUAAUUUCAGCAACAUACAGAUUUGUUUCUCGUUUAUUGACUUAGUGGGCACACACGGUUGGUCUUUGUUGUGUCAAUCUGGAAAUCGUGUAACUAGUCACUCCGUUUUGAAUUGAUAUGUGGCAAGCUUUUAUGAAACGCAUCCAGAAUCUACUGGUUGUUUGUCUGUUGUUACUGUUCUUGAUGUGUUGAAUGAAUUGUAAAUAUCAGCAGAAAGGUAAUGCACUUGUGGUUCGACUACUGACAUGGUUGAAAGGAUCUUAUUCUAUAUACUAGUGACUAGUGAGUAGUGAGUAGUGAGUAGUGAGUAGUGAGUGAGUAGUCGGUAUUAUAUUCUGAUUAAGUUUGAGUACUCUUGGGCAUUUCCGUGUAGAAUUGAAGCCAUUUUGCAGGAUUGCACUAAUGCAGACAUGUUUGUGUAGCACCUCGAUCAAACGGUUCUGUCAUCAGAGUAUGUUUUUUACCAUUCAGCAAUCAACAUGGACAUGAAUGAAUGAUGCACAAAAUAGCCUUUUCGUUUUCACACCAAGGACGGCUCGCCAUAGAUCGAAUGCCUAAGAUCGAUCGAGCUAGGCAUUAUUGUAACAACAGGAUUAUAAUUAAGAGGGUAUUAUGUUUUGUUUUACCUUUUGCUUUUGGGAUUGAUGUUAUUGUUGACAUCUAAAGCAUAGUCUGCCCUUGAAAUUCCACUAAGGAAAUGUAUUUAUCACUGAUGAUGUACUAUUGGCCUAGUAGUGGCCAAGACUAAAAGUUUCUGUACAAUAGAUCACAGGUUCGAUUCA